CUUUGGUGACACUUAAUUAAGGGAUUUAGCUAUUUUUAGUUAUUAUAGUUGGCAAUACAGAUGCACAUAACCCUUGUAUUAUAAUCGAACUUUGACAAUAUGACAACAUCAACACUGGCGAGUUAUCACACAUUGCAGCAGAGAAAUAUCCCCGUUUUCAAAAAGAAAACCCUUACUUUAGCAGGUGGAGAAUCUAUCGAUUAUGUCUUGGUGUAUAGAAAAUCCAAGCUGCGAAAUAAUCGCAGGGUACAACAGUUGCAGUACUUUGUUAGAAACCUACAAAGGCUAGGUAUGAUUGCAGAAGGCAAAAAAAUGAGUAUCGAGCCUGAUGUACGAUUUGUUUUGUUGCACGCAAGCGAUAAAAUGCUUUUAGAAUAUGCCACUGCCUUUAAAAUAGAUUUAACAAUGAAUAGUACCCUGUACAAUUACAGAAGUUUGCUAUUUCCGUUUGCGAAAAAUGAGCUAAUAGAUCCGGGAUACUUUAAUCCCAUCAUACAGAGAUCUAAGACAUUUUUGGGUGAGAGACCUACAACACUGACACGUUCGGAAAAAAUAUGUUUUAUAUCCGAAAUACUCAGUAGAAACAGAUUUGGGAGUAAACCGGAAGAAUACGGAAUUAAUACGUUAAAAUCUGAAGGCAUACUUGUUGCGGAAUAUCCAAUGCAUGAGGGUCCGUAUCAAUGGACUGAUCAUGGAUUAUUAAACGACAGACAAUUAUUGUAUGAGUUUUGGGUGCGACCCAAACGAUGGUACAAGGAACAACCGAACAAUAUAAUUGAGACGUAUUUGGGUACGGAGUAUGCUUUUUAUUAUCGUUGGUUGGGACUUUAUACCACGAUGCUAGUGAUACCCGCUCUUGGAAGUAUAAUUGUAAUUAUAUUUGGUUUAAGUACGUUAAACCAAGACGAAGCUAGCAAAGAAAUAUGUGAAAGUACUCACUUGAUGUGUCCAAAAUGUGCUUCGUGCAAGUACGAAUGGGUAAACAGUACUUGUAGUAUUUAUAGAUCAAGUUAUAUUAUAAAUAACAGUGCAACAACCGCUUUUGCUAUAUGUAUAUCAAUGUGGUCGACAAUUGUGGUUGCUUUGUGGUAUAGAAUAGAAGUAACAAGUCAGAUGAAGUGGAAUGUAAAAUUUUUAGAAACUGAUCUGACAAUGCGAAUGGAGUAUAAACAAUAUUCCUACUAUAGAGUUAUUAGUGAUGAUGGAGAACUAGAACCCUACAUACCUUGGUAUUAUUGGAUUAUAAGAACAUCAAUUACAUUCUGUAUUAUGCUUUUAAUGGCGGUAAUCAUAAUUUUAAUAAAUGUCAUUGCCAGAGAUGUUGUUAUAAAAUGGAUGAAAAAUGCACUUCUUGCUGACGAUGGUGUGCCUAUAUAUCCGAUGGAUGCUGGUAAAAAUAAUUUAAUAGCCUUAUUCAUGAGCGCAAACUCACAAGUUGUGGCAAUGAUCAUUUGUCAACAAGUAUAUUACAAAAUAAUUCUUAGUUUAAUAAAAUUGGAAAAUCCUAGAACCGAACUUGAACUAGAUAAUUCGUAUGUUUUUAAAUGUUAUAUUUUGGAUAUUUUAAAUCAUUACACCUCUUUAAUUUACAAUGGUUUUCUUAAGGGAUUAACAUAUGAUUAUCCGAAAACAAAGGAGUACGAAGAAAGUGUGUUUCAUGAAAUGUGUUUCUGUACAACUAAUUGUACUAUGGAAAUGGUAAUUUUACAGUUUACAAUUUGGCUAGUCAGAACUUUUUUUAGAAUUUUCACUAAAUUCAUUAUACCGUCAAUCAAUGUUACACGUGCUUGGAACAAAUAUGGCGUAGGAAGCAAAUAUCCUCAGGAGGAUUUAGACCAAUGGGAACAUGAUUUUCUAUUAAACGCCACUGACAGACAUUUACUGAUGGACGAGUAUUUAGAUACUCUUGUCGAGUAUGGAUACUGCACUUUCUUCAUUUCGGCGUUCCCAAUGGCGCCAAUGUGCGCCUUCGUAACGAACAUAGUGCAUUUAAGGAUCGACGCUUAUAAAACAAUGAUUCUGUAUAGACGACCUAAUUGCAGAAAGAUAGCAAAACUGCCCUGUUGGUCUAAAAUUUUGAAAUUCCACACUUAUUUGGGCAUCACCACUAAUGCAGCUAUGAUCGCUUUUAACACAGACUUCGUUAUUAAGAUAUUUUAUGGAAGAGUGGUCGAUCCAUCUCUGAGGGGAAUUGUGGGCUAUGGACUGACUAAAUUUAACACAAGUAUGGUGUAUUCUUCUGAAAAUUAUGUAGUAAAUGAAACGAUUUGCUAUUUUCCUGGAAUGAAUUACGAUUAUACCAAUGUGAGGACACCUUCUAAUUAUUGGGUGCUUUUCUCAAAAUUCUUAGCUGUUAUUUUAAUUCAGCAUUUUGUGUACAUUAUACAAGCGUUCCUCACAUACAUAAUUCCAGACAUACCUUAUGCGGUAAAGGUUGAGAUAGCAAAUCAACAGAAAAAGAAGCGUGAACAAAACAUGAAAGCUGUUGAGCAACAAAGGAUUUCUGAGAGAAAUAAGGAUCCAGAUCACGAUCGAUUUGAAUUAAUCACAUAAACUGGUUAAGUUUUUUGUUUCAAAUACAUUAACCUUAAAGAAGUUA
Aethina tumida (small hive beetle) is the source of this 2599-nucleotide messenger RNA. RefSeq names its product anoctamin-3-like. Bases 100 to 2553 code for a protein of 817 amino acids. The record is from RefSeq and is a predicted model, not a curated record. The transcript has 15 exons. Gene Ontology annotation, molecular function: chloride channel activity; protein dimerization activity. Gene Ontology annotation, biological process: chloride transmembrane transport. Lineage: Eukaryota; Metazoa; Arthropoda; Insecta; Coleoptera; Nitidulidae. Gene Ontology annotation, cellular component: plasma membrane.